This is a messenger RNA of Mangifera indica (mango), 3330 nucleotides long. RefSeq names its product potassium transporter 8-like. The transcript is spliced from 8 exons. Gene Ontology annotation, biological process: potassium ion transmembrane transport. The coding region runs from base 808 to 3135 and encodes 775 amino acids. Gene Ontology annotation, cellular component: membrane. NCBI's taxonomy places the organism in Eukaryota, Viridiplantae, Streptophyta, Magnoliopsida, Sapindales, Anacardiaceae. Gene Ontology annotation, molecular function: potassium ion transmembrane transporter activity. The record is from RefSeq and is a predicted model, not a curated record.
UUUCACUGGCGUCUGGAGGUCCUCCCUUCAACAGAAAACUGAAACAUUUUAACGGCGUUUGGUGUUUUUCAUAAUGAUGAAAAGAAAAAAGAGAAACUCAGGGUCAAACUCAUGCUGAGCUAUGGAGACAGCUGUUUGAAACCAACGAGGAUUUGUGAGAUUGAUGAGGCAGAAACACAAAGAGAAGUUUUUUUAGAGUUUUGAGUGGUGUGUGUUAGGUCUGUCUGAUGAUAAAAGAUUUUUUCAGCUAGUGCAUGCCUCGAUCACAAAGCACUUUUCCACUCGAAAACAAAAAAACUUUGUUAUUUAUUCACUUUCAAAGUGAAUAAGCCAAAAUCAUACCCAAGUGGAGAAGAUAACCUCAAAACGAUUGUGUAAUAAAGAAAGAAUAAUUAUAAAAAAGAGAACACAAAACUCAUAUUUCACAUACAACGCAAAGUUGCCCUCUUUCUCUCUCUUUCAUAUUUGGUAGUAGGAUUAUAUAUUUCUAUAUUCUAUAUAGCUGCAAGUCCAAAACUAUUCUCUAUUUUCAUUUAUUGUGUUUCGUGUUUGUUAUUUAUUUGUCUACAUUGGUGGGUCUUGACUCUUUAACUACUUUGUGUAUUCUCUUUUAUUAAAAUGAAACUAGCCUUUCUCAUUCCAGAAUUUUUUUUCCACUUGCUUGAAUUGAAGUGGGGAGGGUGAUAAGCUGUUUGGGUUGUCCGUCUUAAGCUUCAAGUGGGGAGGGUGAUAAGCUAUUUGGGCUGUCUGUUUUAAGCUUCAAGUUGCUUCAGAAAUGGAUUGUCAGUGAUUCAGUGGUAGUCAGUGAUGGAUCUUGAAGGUGUCAUCAGUAAUAAUCCAGUCAAGAAAGAUUCAUGGAAGACAGUGUUAACUUUGGCGUUUCAGAGUUUAGGUGUUGUGUAUGGGGAUUUAAGUACUUCUCCUUUAUAUGUUUACAAAAGCGCUUUUGCUGAGGAUAUACAACAUUCAGAGACUAAUGAGGAGAUUUAUGGGGUGUUAUCUUUUGUGUUUUGGACUUUAACAUUGAUACCACUGGUGAAAUACGUGUUUAUUGUGCUUAGAGCUGAUGAUAACGGUGAAGGUGGCACAUUUGCUCUUUAUUCAUUGCUGUGUAGGCAUGCCAGAGUUGGUUCCUUGCCCAAUUGUCAGUUGGCAGAUGAAGAGUUAUCAGAGUACAAUAAAGACGUGAUCUUUUCAAAUAAUAAGAGCCUUGCUGGGUCUCGCUUGAAAUCCACUUUGGAGAAGCAUAAGUUAUUGCAAAAAGUGUUGCUUAUUUUGGCUUUGAUUGGAACUUGUAUGGUCAUUGGAGAUGGGGUUCUUACACCUGCAAUUUCUGUUUUCUCUGCUGUAUCCGGCUUGGAACUUUCCAUGUCAAAGGAACAACACCAAUAUGUUGAAGUCCCUGUUGCUUGUGCAAUACUGGUGUUUCUGUUUGCCCUUCAACAUUAUGGGACUCAUCGAGUGGGAUUUUUAUUUGCCCCUGUUGUGAUUACAUGGCUUCUAUGCAUCAGUGCAAUCGGUGUCUACAACAUUUUCUACUGGAAUCCCCAUGUAUACGAGGCACUCUCCCCACAUUAUAUGUACAAAUUUUUGAAGAAGACUCAGAAGGGAGGUUGGAUGUCCUUGGGUGGGAUUCUGUUGUGUAUAACAGGUUCAGAAGCUAUGUUUGCUGAUCUUGGGCACUUCUCACAGUUGUCAAUUAAGAUUGCUUUCACGUUUGUGGUUUACCCAUCUUUAAUCUUAGCAUAUAUGGGCCAAGCAGCUUAUCUUUCCAAGCAUCAUUCUAUUAAGAGUUAUUACUGGAUCGGAUUCUAUGUAUCUGUACCUGAGAAAAUAAGAUGGCCUGUUCUGGCUAUAGCCAUUCUUGCAGCAGUUGUGGGAAGUCAAGCCAUCAUCACUGGAACUUUCUCAAUAAUCAAGCAAUGCUCCGCUUUGGGUUGUUUCCCCAAGGUCAGAAUUAUCCACACAUCUUCCAAAAUACAUGGCCAGAUUUACAUUCCGGAGAUCAACUGGACUUUAAUGUUUUUAUGCUUGGCUGUUACUGUUGGUUUUAGAGACACAAAACACAUGGGGAAUGCAUCAGGUUUGGCUGUUAUAACUGUAAUGCUGGUGACCACCUGCCUGAUGUCUCUAGUUAUUGUUCUAUGCUGGCACAAAAGUAUCUUCCUGGCUGUCUGCUUUAUAUUCUUCUUUGGCUCCAUCGAAGCACUCUACUUCUCAGCAUCUCUCAUUAAGUUCCUCGAAGGGGCUUGGGUUCCCGUUGCCCUCUCAUUGAUCUUCUUAAUUGUUAUGUACAUUUGGCACUAUGGAACACUCAAGAAAUAUGAAUUCGAUGUUCAAAAUAAGGUCUCCAUCAACUGGCUUCUGAGUUUAGGUCCUAGUCUUGGAAUUGUUAGGGUUCGAGGGAUUGGCCUUAUACACACUGAGUUAGUUUCUGGAAUCCCAGCUAUUUUCUCUCACUUUGUCACUAACCUUCCAGCUUUCCACCAGGUUGUAGUCUUUCUCUGCAUCAAAUCAGUUCCGGUGCCGCAUGUCAGACCUGAUGAAAGGUUCUUAGUGGGAAGAGUUGGUCCAAAGGAGUACCGGCUGUAUAGAUGCAUAGCACGAUAUGGGUACCGUGAUGUCCAGAAGGAUGACUUGGAGUUUGAGAAGGACCUUAUUUGUAGCAUUGCAGAAUUUAUUCGGUCAGAGAGGCGAGAAAGCAAUCUAGGAAUAGAAUAUCUGGAAACUGAAGAAAAAAUGACUGUUGUUGGGACUACUUCCUCAAAUUUAGACAGUGUAAAAAUGUGUGAAGAUGAUGACGAUGUUUCUGAAAUUGUAGGCUGUUCCGAGAUGAGGGAGCUAAAACACACUGAGAAAGCAACAAAAAGAGUAACGUUUCUCGUGCCAGAGUGUCCACAAAUUGAUCUGGGCGCACAAGAGGAGCUGCAGGAACUGAUGGACGCGAGGGAGGCAGGAAUGGCAUUCAUACUAGGACAUUGCUAUGUUAAAGCAAAGUCAGGAUCAAGUCUGAUGAAGAAACUUGUGAUAAAUUUGGGGUAUGAUUUCCUGAGAAGAAACUCCCGGGGACCGACUUAUGCUCUAGGAAUUCCCCGGGCAUCGACUCUCGAGGUUGGGAUGAUUUACCUUGUUUAAGUUCGAGCAUAGUUGUGGAUUCAAUUGUUUCUUUUUAACUAUCAUAUUGUAUAUGGAAGAUCAUAAGUUUCUCAUAAUGGCUAUUAGGUAAAGCAGUGUUUGCUAAUUCCCAGCUUAUCCAAUAGUUUGUAAUUUUAGAACUGUUAUAUAAAGUUUGUAAUUAUUUUUUAAUAAGAGGAGAGAAAGUUUUAGCAA